AUGACUCACAACAACACUGAACCUCUUACGAGAAAGAAAGAUACGAACCAGACGGAAGACAGCUCAAUUCAGGAUCUCAAAUCCCAGGAAUCAGACAAUGAAAUUCAACACCAGCCCGCUUCCGAGAAAGCAAAAUCUUACGAUAACACUGUUCCUGGAGAACGAACGCCGUCCACCGACGACAAUGACUUGGAAAAGUACCCCGAAGGAGGUCGUGAGGCUUGGCUGGUGGUUCUAGGAUCCUGGUGCGCCAUGACAGCAGGCAUGGGACUUCUCAAUACCAUUGGUACCUUGCACGCAUGGAUUUCUACUCAUCAGUUAUCGUCUUACUCUUCUUCUUCUGUGGGCUGGAUCUUUUCAACGUUCCCAUUCUUCCUGUACUUUGCAGGUGUCCAGAUCGGCCCGUUGUUUGAUGUCUAUGGAGCUAGGGUGCUGGUGAUAACAGGAAGUAUUGGACUGGUAGUGGCUCUAAUGACCCUCAGUGUCAGUACCGAGUACUACCAGAUCAUCCUAUCUUUCGGUGUUCUAGGCGGCUUGAGUACUUGUUGUCUUUUCACCACCGCUGUCUCUGCUAUCGGUCACUGGUUCCAUGCUCGAAGAGGCUUUGCAAUGGGGAUUGCAUGUACAGCUGGUGGAACAGGCGGUCUUGCCUUCUCACUCAUCAUCCUCUUUCUCGCACCUAAAAUUGGAUUCGGCUGGGCGAUACGGAUAAUCGGGUUCAUCAGUGCAGCACUCUGUGCAAUUGCUUGUCUACUUCUCCGCAGUCGCUUACCACCAAACAAGACAAAGGGCGCCAAAAUCGAUAUCCUCGCACUCAGGGACCCGCCUUAUACUGCCACGACUGCUGCCAUCUUCCUCGUCGAAUUUGCAGUGUUUAUCCCAUACACAUUCUUGGUCGAUCAAGCACUGGAUGCGGGAAUGAAGCAGGAGUUGGCGUAUGCUCUGAUCCCCAUCCUCAAUGCUGCUGCUAUACCUGGCCGUUUACUGCCCGGCUACAUCGCCGACCGCUACGGACGUCUCAACACCAUGACCGUCACUGCAGUAAUCUGCUGCCUUCUUACCUUCCUCCUCUGGUUGAUCGGCUCUUCUUCUCACGCAGCCAUCAUCGCAUACACCGUGCUGUUUGGUUUCUGGUCCGGUGCAGCGAUCUCCCUGACACCAGUAUGUAUCCAACAAGUUUGCAAGACUGAGGAUAUCGGCAAGAGGACAGGGACCACGUUCACGAUCAGCAGUUUUGGAACACUGAUCGGUAUUCCUAUUGCUGGUGCUAUCUUGGGAACAGGAGCAAGGCAGGAUUAUGAUGGGUUGAUUAUUCUUGCUGGAGCGUCAUAUGUUGCUGCAAGUGCGGCUUUUGUGGUUGCGAGAGGUUUGACUGGUGGAUGGGGUCUAAGGGUUAUCAUCUAG
Messenger RNA from Aureobasidium musti, 1404 nucleotides. NCBI's taxonomy places the organism in Eukaryota, Fungi, Ascomycota, Dothideomycetes, Dothideales, Saccotheciaceae. The record is from the annotation of a GenBank genome assembly.